GGGCGGGGCUUGAACCGCGCAGGCGCGGUGAGGGAGGGGGCGCAACCCAGUGAGGAGGAGGCGGCGGCGGCGCGCGAGCGGCUGUGGUCGGUGCGCGCGCCAAGAUGAGUGAAUCUCUGGUGGUUUGUGAUGUUGCCGAAGACCUGGUGGAGAAACUGAGAAAAUUCCGAUUUCGCAAAGAGACCAACAAUGCUGCCAUUAUAAUGAAAAUCGACAAGGAUAAGCAGUUGGUGGUGCUGGAUGAGGAGCAUGAGGGUAUUUCUCCUGAUGAGCUAAAGGAUGAGCUGCCCGAGAGACAACCUCGAUUUAUUGUGUAUAGUUACAAGUACCAGCAUGAAGAUGGAAGAGUUUCCUAUCCAUUGUGCUUUAUCUUCUCCAGUCCAGUUGGAUGUAAGCCUGAGCAGCAGAUGAUGUAUGCUGGAAGCAAGAAUAAGCUUGUACAGACAGCUGAACUCACUAAGGUAUUCGAAAUCAGAAAUACAGAAGACCUAACUGAAGAAUGGCUGCGUGAGAAACUGGGCUUUUUCCACUAAGGAAAACCUCUAAGUAUUUAUGUACCAUCCUGGUGAUACUGGAACCAGACAUGAAUACUUACAUCCAAGCAAUGCACUGUAUUCACAGCUGUCUCCUGCAGUAUCUCUCUUGUGCAGAGUUUGUGCAAAGAAUAGCAGGUCUGUCUCCUUGAAGUAACAAAUCUUUGCAGGUGUUUCCUUAUUUGUACCUGCUAAAAGGGAAUACUCCUCUGCAGGGACUCCUUUUGCACUCCUGUGACUAAUAUUUCUGUAACUAAAAUAGUUCAGUUCUGGAUUUAUAACCGUGUACAAACAUCAUUUGGAAGCUGACGCUAACUUUUUCUGAGCUACAAAUGCAUCCUUAUGACACACAUUAGCCAUUUAUAUGCAGAAUUUAUGUACUGUCACUUACCAGAUUUUUUGACUUAAUGUCUUCUCAGUUUUGAGGCAUUUGUUGGAAGCUCCCUGGAAGCACUUGUUUGGUAUUAAAAAGUCAAAAUCCUUGUACUGCAAAUCCAUCCAUUUAUCUUUCCAUCGAGUCCAUGUGAACUGUCUCAAAUUCUUGGAACUAAUUUUUGUCAUUCCAGUAAUUCCUCAGUUGCCUGAGUCAAUCUUCUUAAAUUUCAGGGCAAAGCUUUGACUGUCCAGUUCUCAUGCUAAUACAGUCUCACAGGAACUAGCUGAUAACUAAGGGCUGAACUACAACUCUGGUUCCUCUUGUACCAGAUUUCUUCUUGCAUCUCUGUUCUGACACUGUUGAGAAGUUUACCUCUGCUCAUUUCCUGUUAUCUGAACACCUGGUGAUACUGUGUGCCUUUCAUUUGUUAGCUUUAAAAGGACUUGAGAAUUUUACACUGCCACUUCUUACAAAUUUGGUAAAAACUUUGUUAAAGAAUCCAAGUAAUAUUUGUUCCUAGUGCCUCGUGCUGCAGUUGACAUCUGUUAAAUCAAAAAGCCAACCUCAUUUUCUUUGAAAUUCCAAUCAUCUGCUCCAUUUGUAGGAGUCAGGAGGUUAAAGCUUUUCAUGAUAAUGAACGAUUUAUAUCUCUUUUGUUAUAAAAGCUGGCCACACAUAGCUUUUGAGUACUUUAAUUACAGCCUCUAACUUUCUUAAUCGCAUUUUGGUCAAAAUUACAUUCCAGAUGAAGCUUUUGCAUAAGUGAUCAUUUUAUUUUCAUCUGCUUAACAGUUCAUCUCUUUGAAACAGCAAAUCUAAUGUGAAAAUAGUAUUUAACUUUUAUAAAUGACCAGUCUUUUUACAGGUCUGUUUUAUAUUGAAUAGAGUAGUUGUGUGAUGUGGGACACGUUCAGCACGUGCUGUGGCAGGAGGAGCACUCAUGGGACAGUCUCUCCCUAUCUUGCUCGUGAGUGUUUGUUGUGCUUCUGAAGAAGUGUCUGCGUAAGAGCAGCUUCCUGUUGAUAACAUACCUUAAAAUACAGCUGCCCCAACCAAUCUCCUUGCUGGGAAGGAAUGCAGUGUUAAAUUUGGAGGCCAGUAUUUCAUGCUGUGAAGCCUUUGCUGAAAGUGGGGUUAUUUUUCAUUUGUCAACUUAGGUUGUGUUAGUGUUAAAACACUAACUCCUGCAAGAUCACAAGGAAUUCAUUUGCAAAGGUCUUCAGUGUUGGUGAAUCUCUUCCUAGUUUGAUGUUAUUGCUCAUUUAUUUGUAUAUAAAUCUGACUUGAGAGGAGCUUUUCAAAAUACAUGUUGGAAUGAUCCAAUUAAAUCGAUCUUUUGGUGCGGGAAAAGUGCUUGUAAUUAAAUUUCUGUGUUAACGUACUGAACUGGAAAAACAAUUUCAUUUCCCUGGACGAAAAAAUGUUGAUUAUGAAACUGUUGCUUGAUCAUUCUGUACUGCAGAUCAAUAAAAACUAUGUCUUUUGUGACAAA
Molecule: messenger RNA, 2401 nt
Organism: Haemorhous mexicanus (house finch)
Lineage: Eukaryota; Metazoa; Chordata; Aves; Passeriformes; Fringillidae
Gene: GMFB
Product: glia maturation factor beta
Exons: 7
Coding region: 105-533 (142 amino acids)
Biological process (GO): actin filament debranching; negative regulation of Arp2/3 complex-mediated actin nucleation
Cellular component (GO): actin cortical patch
Molecular function (GO): actin binding; Arp2/3 complex binding
Source: RefSeq, a predicted model, not a curated record